AUGACGGACAAUCUGGCCCUCGUCAUAACGUUCGUGUUUUUGUCAGCUCUAAUCGUCGCUGCUAACUUGACAGUUUGUGUUAUUGUUUAUCUACGAAAGAGCAUGCGGACUUACACCAACGGGUUCGUGGUAUCGCUUGCGUUCAGCGAUCUUUUGAUUGGAAGUGUGUUAAUUCCUGCCGCGCUGGUCUCUCCUCAUUCAGUCGAGAUGGGUUACUUGAUUUCUAUCACGCUUCUAUCAGGUGUUUUUAAUCUUGUUUCUGUGACCUUCGAUCGCUACGUCUCUGUUUUAAAAGCAUUGCAGUACGAGAAUAUCAUGAGGAGCGCUUUUAAAGGAAUACUCGUCGCAAGCUGGUUAUUUUCCUUCAUUAUCUCUUUAAUCCCUCUAAUUUGGGGAACGAACACGACCGUGCUUGCGCAUAAGAUCUACGUUGUCAGCGAAAUUGGACUGUGCGUGUUACUACCCUACGUGUUCAUUUUUGUAGGAUACGUACGAAUCUUCACGCAGGUGAAAAGAAGUGUCGAACGCGAGAGAGCCAUCACUGCCUCGGUGAGGAAAAAUUUACAACGGAAGAGCAAGAUUUCUUCAGAGGGAAAGCUCGCUCAGGUCUUUAUAAUAGUAGCCGUUAUGUUUGUUGUAAGUUGGCUUCCUAUCCAAUAUAUGACAGUCGUGCACGAAAUAGGACGUCCUGAGCUCAUCCCGAACGAUCUCGAAAUCGUUUCGUUAUUUACGAUCGCUCUUGGCUCGCUUAUAAACCCACUGGUAUACUCCUUUCUUAAGCCGGACUUUCGUAAAGCCAUCCGACAUGUCUUAAAUUACCGAAGAGAUCUCCGCCGAGGACGUUUGAGAGGAAGUUUAUCAACGCCGGCCAGUUGCAAAUCACAAACCACAAAUUCGAGUUGUAAAUCGCGUCUUUCCCAGAAAAACGAUACUACUUUUGUAUAG
This is a messenger RNA of Pocillopora meandrina, 945 nucleotides long. The record is from the annotation of a GenBank genome assembly. NCBI's taxonomy places the organism in Eukaryota, Metazoa, Cnidaria, Anthozoa, Scleractinia, Pocilloporidae.